This is a messenger RNA of Penicillium canescens, 606 nucleotides long. RefSeq lists its product as uncharacterized. NCBI's taxonomy places the organism in Eukaryota, Fungi, Ascomycota, Eurotiomycetes, Eurotiales, Aspergillaceae. The transcript has a single exon. The record is from RefSeq and is a predicted model, not a curated record. The coding region runs from base 1 to 606 and encodes 201 amino acids.
AUGGGACCGCAGGAGUUCAGACGCCAGCUUCAUCGUCAACUUGCCCGAGAUCGAGAUCUUGGAUUCGAACAGCUGCAUGUCUAUGGUCGGACAGGAUACCUCAUGAAAGCCACCCUCCUUUCGCGCGGAUACACUGUGAUCAUUAAAGCCACGACUGUGGAGAAGCAGCAUCGCCUCCAAGCGGAAGUGGACAAUUAUCACCAUCUCAGGAGCUUGCAGGGACAACACAUCCCCGUCUGUCUUGGGGACUUUAAGCCUCGCGUUGCAUAUUGGUACCACGGCGAAUUAAUGGCCCAGAUGAUGAUCUUGAGCUGGUCAGGAACGCGGCUCCAACAUGUCAUCAAUGAUGGGAAUUCUAGUUUCUUCCACCAAGAGCGCGACAAAGCUCUGGCUGUGCUCCGGUCGCGCGGAGUUAUCCACUGCGACAGUGAGUGGCGUAAUAUGCUGUGGGAUGACCUGAGUGGCCGUCUGGUCGUCAUUGACUUGGAGGAUGUGAAAUGGUUGAAGCGCCCUAGGGCCCUUGAAUCUAUGUCUGGCAAUACACGGCGUGCUCGUGUCAGAGCAAUGAAAUAUAACCCUGACUUGGAAAAGGUGGAAAAUUUGUGA